Trichogramma pretiosum is the source of this 4836-nucleotide messenger RNA. It is a transcript of the gene rempA, whose product is annotated as intraflagellar transport protein 140 homolog. Gene Ontology annotation, cellular component: axoneme; ciliary basal body; intraciliary transport particle A. Gene Ontology annotation, molecular function: protein binding. The transcript is spliced from 10 exons. The record is from RefSeq and is a predicted model, not a curated record. Lineage: Eukaryota; Metazoa; Arthropoda; Insecta; Hymenoptera; Trichogrammatidae. Gene Ontology annotation, biological process: intraciliary retrograde transport. The coding region runs from base 484 to 4812 and encodes 1442 amino acids.
CGUGUGUGAAGUACUAUUUUGUAUUUGUACUCAAAAUAUAAAUAAUAUAUUUAUCCUACGUGCAACGAUUAAUUUUACGAGGAAAACCUACAAUUCGUUUAUUCUUUCUUUUUUUUUUUUUUUGGUUCAUUGAAGUAUCUCUUAUGGUCGCAUGAUGAUACGAUAUUAACCUUGUCCUGCGCGCCUAUGCACCUGCAGCACGCGAAUAGUGGGCAUAAGUAAAAAAUAAGGAUACUAUGGCGAUUGGCAUUGAGCGGCAUAUACGUGUAGUGGGAAGUGUACGUAUAUAGGAGGGUUUGUUUAUGUUUACAUGUAUCGGCUGGCUCCGUCGCCGGUGGAAACGCGCCGCGACUCGCGCGACUUUGUUGAAACGCACCUCGACUCGACGUUCAGUGUAAUUUCGGUGCGGAAGAGCCUAUUUCAGUGUUCGCGCAAUUUUUUUGUAACUUUGCGAUGAAAACGUGAAUUCAAGUAUAAAUCGGGAUGUCGCUGUACUUCGACACGCGAGUGCAGAACCCGGAGAUCGCGUCGGUCAAUACCUUCGUGUCAUGGCACGCGAAUCUGCCCCUGUUGGCGAUCGCCUCGUUUUCUCAAGAGAAGGGUGGAUUCGUGACUGUGUUCGAUGAUCAAGGUGAAAUUCUGCCGGACGUCGAGUCUUCGGGACACUCGGUGGCGCAAAUCACCGCCUUGGCAUGGCACCCCGAGCGCAAGUGGCUGGCUGUCACUUGGGAAAGUGGAGAGCUGAGGUUAUGGACUGGAGAUACUGGGUCAAGAGACUUUAAUAUCAUUGUGACACCACAUAGGGAUCCUAUUACCAUUUUACAAUGGAGUCAGCAUGGAGGAAGAUUGGUAUCGGGUGACAUAGUUGGUUCUUUGGUUGGUUGGAGACUGGAUAGCAGAAAUCAAUUGUCUAUUAUGUUUCAUCAUGAACUUAAAGAGUCUUUAACUCAUAUUGCUUUUAAAAUAACUUCUCCAAAACCAUCUGUUGAUUUUAGUGGUUUGGCAAAAGCAGCAGUAGCUGGUGACGAGAGAGCUCUGGAUUUAUUUAGUUCAUGGCGACCAAGAACUGCAGCUCCUACAUCAAUCUCUGUGCAAAGAGAUAAUCAUGCGUUUUAUGCUGCAACUAUAAGUGGUGUAGUUUUUUAUGUGGACGCUCAAGGUCAGUGUAUUCAAGUAUUGAAUAUGGAUGGACAAGCGUUGCACUGCUUACUGCAUCAUCAAACAAGAGAUUCUUUAGUGAUAAUGAGCGAAGGAUUGCAUAUUGGACAUUUUCAAACUGACUCUGUGACUGGGCGACUUACAGAAAUAACAAAGGUGAAACUAAGUGGUAAAAGUGAUAAUACUAAAAGUGGUCCAUCUUUGUGUUGGGCUGGCAACAAUACAUUAGCCAUUCUUACUGGUGAAUCAACAAUACGAUUGUGGGAUUUGCACACUGGAGAUACAUAUUUGCUCUCGCCACCAGAGCAGAACACAACUGGAAAUUUGGCUGCUCCCCAAGAAAUUUGUUCAAGUUUAUCCUAUUGUAAAGUUAAUGAUACCCUUGUGGCUGGAUCAAACCUAGGAACAAUCUAUUUGUGGAAGCGUAAAAUCAGAGGUUCUGAAAGUGAAGAAAAUUCUUGGCCUGCGAUACCAGAUUCUUGUACGGUUCCUGGUACCGUUAAGCAAAUCACUUGGGGUGCAAUAUUAUUAAGAAGUCCAUUAUUAGCUGUUAAUUGUGUAACAAAUGUAUACAUUUUACAUCAACAACCAAUGUGUGCAGUGUACAAUGAUGGAGUUUGUGCCAGUCAAAUAAGUCCCACUCAAUUACUCAUUGAAAUACAUGAACCUGAACAAAUAUUCACUCUGAAAACUGACUUACAAGUUCAAGCGACAGCUGUAAACAGAAGCUACAUCGCCGUGUCGUCGGGCAGACACGGUGUAGUCUAUAAAAUGAGUCAAGAUAGCCCACCCACGACAACGGUAGUGACGAGUUUCAGCUGCGAAACCGAGAAGCUGUUGUUGCGCGACUCGACCUUGAUCGUCCUGACACCCCAAGCGAUCCAACUCAGAUCGAUCGAGGAGGGAACGAUAAUUCAAACUCUGCCUACGCUUCCGGAAGAGGGCGAGCCCAUAACCAUGGAAAUGACCGGCGAUUUUCUCACGGUAGCGUCUCUGAAUGGGAUCUUGAAAAUUUGGGAUCUGAGCAAGAGAGAGGCCAAGCUCCAUACGAGAGCCAUGGCUACGUACGAAGCAAUCAGCGAUUUCGCUGAAAUAAUCGAGGCCAGAUGCAACUCCGAUUGUAGAUACGUGUCCAUCACCGUCGCUAUGGCUAAUCUCAUGCCCAGUCCCAUACUCUAUGUUUGGGAUAUUGAAAGUGAUCAAAUUCACGAGUUUGAUUUUUCAUCGGGAGAUAAUGACGAUGAUAAUGAUUCUCCUUUAAUAGCGAAAUGCAAAGGUCGACUGGUAACAGCGCACUGCUGGGACAUCGACGACUCUCGAUUACUCAUAUGUCGAGCUCAAAAACCGGAAAGCUUCAAUCCGAAAUCGUCGUCGGACGAGGCAAAAAGUCACGAAACAGCCAAUGUCGUGCUGGUAACGAUGUUCGUCACUUCCGAGCACGGUAUCGUCGUCCAAGACACGCGCGACAUCAAGGACGUCAACAGCCGCUUGCUGGGAGUCAAGUCACCCUACCUGGUGGUGCUCGACUCGGAGAAGACGAGCAAAAGCAAGACUGCGCGGCUCUUGAUGCGAGACUUCGAGGAGCUGGGCUCGUGCGACCAGACGACCAAGCGGGCCAUCCUCGACUUUUGCUUCUACUUGAGUAUCGCCAACAUGGACGAGGCCUUCAAGGCCAUCAAGACGAUUCAGAACGAGACCGUGUGGAAGAGCUUGGCCAAGAUGUGCGUGAAGACGAAGCAGCUGGACAUGGCGAUGCUGUGCCUGGGCCACAUGAAGAAAGCCAGAAGCGCGAGAGCACUGAGAGAAGCCAUGCAGGACGACACUCUGAACUUGGAGGCGAAGGUCGGAGUGUUGGCUGUAGAAUUGGAGCUUUACGACGACGCCGAUCGCUUGUUCCGCGAAGCCAAACGACUCGACCUCGUCGGCUCGCUGCUGGAAGCUCGCAACAGAUUCAAGGAGGCGAUAGAGCUUGCAAAGAAAGAGGACAAGAUACGCGAGAAGACGAGCUGCUACAAUUACGCUCGGGCGCUCGAGUCGAACGGCAAAAUUACGGAGGCCAUCGAGAUGUAUACCCAGGCGGAGUGUCAUAGGUUCGAGGUGCCCCGGAUGCUGCUGGCAUCGCCUCGCGAUCUGCAAACUUAUCUCGUAAAUUCGGACGAUUCAGAGAUAAAAAAUUGGCACGCCCAGUACACGGAAUCGAGCAACGACAUGGAGGCUGCCCUCAAACUGUACGAGCAGGCCCAGGACAGCCUCUCGCAGACUCGACUGCUGUGCUACUUCGAGCGCGAGAGCGAGGCCUGCGACGUGGUCAAUCGCACCCGUCAUCCGGCCUCCGCUUACCACCUGGCCGCGCACUACGAGUCUCGCAACAACAUCGGCCAGGCGGUGCAUUUCUACACGAUGGCUGGGGCUUAUACCAACGCGAUCAGGGUCUGCAAAGAGCACGACAUGCACGAGGAGUUGUGGCCUCUGGCCAUGAUGGCGCCGAGACAGGCGCAGAUCGACGUCGCGAGGUAUUACGAGCAGAUGGAGCAGGUCGACAAGGCUAUUCUGUUGUAUCACAAGGCGGGCCUUCUGAAGAGGGCCCUGGACCUGGCCUUCAAGACCAAGCAGUACAACGCGCUGCAGUUGAUAACCAUGGACGUGAACGCCGACUCGGAUCCGGCGUUGAUCAAGAAGUGCGCCGAAUAUUUCGUACAAAAUUCGCAGAUCGACAAGGCCGUCGAUCUCUUAGCCAUUGGCAAGUAUUACGAGGAGGCGUUGGACUUGAUCGAGGAGCACGACAUCAACCUGACCGAGGAUCUGGCCGAGAAGAUGGCUUUGGAUAAGCCCGAGAAGGACGCGGAUAAGGAGCGCUCGCGUUUAAUCAUGCUCGAACGCAUCGGCGAGAUCGCGCUGAGGCAGAACAAUCUUCAUCUGGCCACGAAGAAGUUCACCCAGGCGGGCAACAAACCGCGCGCCAUGAAGGUCCUGCUCAAGUCCGGCGACACCGAGAAGAUCUGCUUCUUCGCUCAGGUCUCGCGUCAGCGCGAGAUUUACAUCAUGGCCGGUAAUUACCUGCAGUCGCUCGACUGGCAAAAUCAGCCGGAAGUCCUGAAGAAUAUCAUUAGCUUUUACUCGAAGGGCAAGGCCAUGGAUCUGUUGGCGAAUUUUUACGUCGCCUGCGCUCAAGUGGAGAUAGACGAGUUUCAGAAUUACGAGAAAGCCGUCGACGCGCUGAAUCAGGCGAGCAGAUGCUUGGCCAAAGUCAUCGAGCCCAAGGAUCCGGACGUACAUCGGAGAGCGGUGGACGUUGUCAAUGGCAGAUUGACUACCAUCAAGAGGUACAUCGAUAUCAAAAAACUUUUUGAACGAGGAGAGACCGAUACAGCUAUGAGCCAAGUACGUUUUCUUCUGGACUCGCAAGGUCAAGAGCUCGAGCAAUCAGUGCGUCGAGGUGAUUUAUUUGCUACCAUUACCCAUCAUUUUAUCGGCAAGGGCGAUACGGAAAAAGCUCGAGCAACAGUCGAAGAAUUAAAACGUCUGGUGCCCGGUAUUAAUCUCACCUACUACUAUGAUGAAAAGAUACUCGAAAAGCUCGGUUUCAAGGCCAAUAUCGAGCAAGAAAAAUUGGUGGAUCGCGAUGACGAUAUAGAAGAAUUGUUGGGAGAUUGAAAUGUACUUAUUUUUGUUGAUGAU